CGAACCGCCGCGGAUUGCCUGACAAUAGGCGUGAAAUUAGGGAACAUGGGAUGAAAUGCAUCAUCAUGUUCCAUUUGAUAUACUGCGGCUUGCGUAUAUAAUGUUGUAAACAGUAACCCUUCGCCUCCUCUCUGGGUUGUGCUUAAUAUUCUGCAUUCUUUUCUGUGGUCAUUAUUUCUAAGGUUUCUAUCAUGGCAUUUGUACAGGCUCUCCUCGCCGACGCUGGCAUUCCCAUCAAGGACAGACAAGAUGCCCUCCACCGUAUUCUCGCCGAUCCAGGAAUACCAGGACCACUCCGCGAGAGCACCUCUUCCUUUUGGCUCAAAGAUCCGCACCCGCAGCUGGCCAACAUGCAAUCGCCGGACCUGCCUCAAGAGGCUGAUGUUGUAAUCAUUGGGUCUGGCAUCACAGGUGCUUCGAUUGCACGCACCCUGCUGGAGGAAUCUGACCAGCUUGGUAAGAUAGAUAAGGGGAUACCCGCAGUUGUAAUGCUGGAAGCACGAGACACUUGCACUGGCGCAACGGGUCGCAAUGGAGGCCAUAUUCUGGAAACGGUUGAAGAGUUUACCGAUUGGGAAGCACACUAUGGGCUGGAAGCGGCAAAGGCAUUGACACGGUUCCGGCUGGCCCAUCUGGAGGAGAUUCUGACGGUUGCGGACAAGUAUGGAUUAACAAAGGAAACGCAGGCGAGAAAAGUGGAGUUUCUCAGUGUGUAUUUCGAUGAAGAAAGGUGGCGUGACGCAGUGCAACGCAUCAAACGGUUCAAGAGGUGCAUGCCUACAGAAUCAACCGAAUGGAAAUUACUUGAGAAGAGCGAAAUCCCCAAGGAAUGGUGCCUUCCCCAUGCUAUGGGGGUUGUUGCAGGACCAGCCGGAGCCCUAUGGCCUUAUAAACUGGUCACCGGUGUGUUGGAAGAACUGCGACGAAAAAACGCAGGAAACUUUCUAAUCGAGACCAACACGCCGGUGGUUCAAGUCUCGACUGACGCCACCUCACCUUUACGGUAUACCGUACAGACGCCGAGAGGAAUCCUGCGCGCCCGGAAUGUUAUCCACUGUACCAACGCUCAUGUUGGACACCUUGUCCCUGAGCUAAGAGGCCACGUUUACCCUGUUCGAGGACAGAUGUCCGCCCAAAACCCCGGCUCUAAAUUUAUUUGUCAAGCAACAGAACAUUCAUGGCUCUUCAACUACGACCGCGGUUUCGAUUACCUGACACAAUUACCCCCUGCAGGCGAGUCCAGCGGAAAGAUGAUGCUUGGUGGUGGCUUUGCUCAAGGUCGAAACGGUGGGCUUGCCGAUCUGGGUAUCGCAACCGACUCUGAACUGAGCCUGCCUUGCAAUAUUCAUCUGUCCGGUGUGUUAAGUGCGGUCUUCGGCCAUGAGAAUUGGGGUCACGUCGCAGGUUCGUGUGUGGAACAUAUGUGGACAGGAAACAUGGGAUUCAGUAGUGAUGGCCUUCCGUGGGUCGGACAGCUACCAUCGUCUGUGAGCCAUGCUGCAGAAACGACAAAGGCUGACGGUGCUCAGUGGGUCUGCUGUGGAUUUAGCGGAGAAGGUAUGGUGCAGGCCUGGUUAAGCGGAAAGGCUGUGGCACAGAUGGUGUUGGCCAGCGAUCGAGAGCACCAGUUGAAGCCUGAUUAUCUAUCUUGGUUCCCAGAGCAGAUGCUGCUUACUGAAGAGAGACUGAAGAAAGCUGGGUUGACACGAUUUGUUGGCGACAGGGCCUCAAAUUUGUAACACUGCUGCAUUGGAUGUCAGCAUGUCAAAUACAGAUUGGAUCGAUCAUGUUCCAAUUUAAC
Messenger RNA from Aspergillus caelatus, 1801 nucleotides. RefSeq names its product NAD(P)/FAD-dependent oxidoreductase. The transcript has 2 exons. Gene Ontology annotation, molecular function: oxidoreductase activity. The record is from RefSeq and is a predicted model, not a curated record. The coding region runs from base 192 to 1739 and encodes 515 amino acids. Lineage: Eukaryota; Fungi; Ascomycota; Eurotiomycetes; Eurotiales; Aspergillaceae. Gene Ontology annotation, cellular component: cytoplasm.